Molecule: messenger RNA, 356 nt
Organism: Meloidogyne enterolobii
Lineage: Eukaryota; Metazoa; Nematoda; Chromadorea; Rhabditida; Meloidogynidae
Source: the annotation of a GenBank genome assembly
UAAAAUGUCUACUAAAGAUUAUGCAGAUAUUUUAGCGCUUAUUCGUCAAAUAAUUCAAAAUCAAAACUUGAUGAUUGCUCAAUUGGAAAUUCUAAUUAAUCAACAAAAUUUUCAAAAUAAUGGCUUGGGUUUAAUCGAAAAGUGUCAAACACAAUUAUCAAAUCAACAACAAAUUAAACCAAAAAAUUUAAAUUUUAACAAAAAAUCUAGAGAAGUAUUGAAGGAUGAGAAUUGGUUGGGUAAUACUGAUGAAUGGAUGCAAGUGAUGUGCCUUUCUACAAUUUUGUCUGCUUUACUUGAAUUUGCUGGAUUACCUUCUAUUCUUGCCAAACUGUUAUAACCAAACUGAUGACUUU